GACAUGGAGUCAUCUUUCCCAUUUGGAGUGAUCCUUGCUGUCCUGGCCUCCCUCAUUAUUGUUGCUAAUGCUCUAGUGGCCAUGGCUGUGCUGUGGUUGAUCCACAAGAAUGACGGUGUCGGUCUCUGCUUCACCUUGAAUCUAGCUGUGGCUGACACCUUGUUUGGCGUGGCCAUCUCUGGCCUCAUCACAGACCAGCUCUCCAGCCCAGCUCAGCCCACACAGAAGACCCUGUGCAGCCUUCGGAUGGCAUUUGUCACUUCCUCUGCAACUGCCUCUGUCCUCACAGUCAUGCUGAUUGCCUUUGACAGGUACCUUGCCAUCAAGCAGCCCCUCCGCUAUUUCCAGCACAUGAAUGGGCUCGUGGCUGGGGCCAGCAUUGCUGGGCUGUGGAUGGUAUCUUAUCUCAUUGGCUUCCUCCCACUUGGAGUCCGUGAGUUCCAGCAGACCACCUACAAGGCGCCCUGCAGCUUUUUCGCUGUGUUUCACCCACGCUUUGUGCUGGUCCUCUCCUGUGCUGGCUUCUUCCCAGCCCUGCUCCUCUUUGUCUUCUUCUACUGUGACAUGCUCAAGAUUGCCUCCAUGCACAGCCAGCAGAUCCGCAAAAUGGAGCACGCGGGAGCCAUGGCCAGGGCUCACCGGCCCCCACAGACUCCCAGUGACUUCAAGGCUGCCCGCACUGUGGCCGUUCUCAUUGGGAGCUUCACUCUGUCCUGGACCCCAUUCCUUAUCACUAGCAUGGUGCAGGUGGCCUGCCAGGAGUGCCACCUCUACCUAGUGCUGGAACGGUACCUGUGGUUAAUUGGUGUGGGCAACUCCCUGCUCAACCCACUCAUCUAUGCCUGUUGGCAGAAGGAGGUACGGCAACAGUUCUCCCAAAUGGCCCUGGGAGUGAAGAAGGGGCUCACCGCAUUCCUCCUCCUUCUCUGGGCCAGGAAUGGUGGCCCAGAGGGGUCCAGGGAAAGUUCCCAUCAUGUCACCACCAUCUCCUACUCAGAACCUGAUGGCUAAGAUGGUGAGGGCAGACAAGUCUCAAAGUGCUUCUUCCUCCCCUCUCUGAGCCCCAACU
This is a messenger RNA of Camelus dromedarius (Arabian camel), 1069 nucleotides long. RefSeq names its product G protein-coupled receptor 119 (gene GPR119). The coding region runs from base 4 to 1011 and encodes 335 amino acids. Gene Ontology annotation, molecular function: phosphatidylcholine binding; G protein-coupled receptor activity. Gene Ontology annotation, biological process: regulation of metabolic process; adenylate cyclase-activating G protein-coupled receptor signaling pathway. The transcript has a single exon. The record is from RefSeq and is a predicted model, not a curated record. NCBI's taxonomy places the organism in Eukaryota, Metazoa, Chordata, Mammalia, Artiodactyla, Camelidae. Gene Ontology annotation, cellular component: cytoplasm; plasma membrane.